Messenger RNA from Onychomys torridus (southern grasshopper mouse), 1092 nucleotides. RefSeq names its product heterogeneous nuclear ribonucleoprotein A3-like. NCBI's taxonomy places the organism in Eukaryota, Metazoa, Chordata, Mammalia, Rodentia, Cricetidae. The transcript has a single exon. Gene Ontology annotation, molecular function: RNA binding. The record is from RefSeq and is a predicted model, not a curated record.
AUGGAGGGCCAUGAUCGAAAGGAACCAGAACAGCUGAGCAAGCUGUUUAUUGGUGGUCUGAGCUUUGAAACCACAGAUGAUAGCUUAAGAGAACAUUUUGAGAAAUGGGGCACACUUACAGACUGUGUGGUAAUAAGAGAUCCCCAAACAAAAUGUUCCAGGGGCUUUGGUUUGGGGACCUACUAUUGUGUUGAAGAGGUGGAUGCUGCAAUGAGUGCUCAGCCACACAAGGUUGAUGGGCAUGUCAUGGAACCAAAGAGAGCUGUUUCUAGAGAGGUGCCUGGUGCCCAUUUAAUUGUGAAGAAAAUUUUUGUUGGUGGUAUUAAAAAAGAUACAGAAGAAUAUAAUCUAAAAGACUACUUUGAAAAGUAUGGCAAGAUUGGAACCAUAGAAGUUAUAGAAGACAGGCAGAGUGGAAAAAAGAGAGGAUUUGCUUUUGUAACCUUUGAUGAUCAUGACACAGUUGAUAAAAUUGGUGUUCAGAAAUACCACACUAUUAAUGAGCAUAAUUGUGAAGUGAAAAAGGCCUUUUCUAAACAAGAAAUGCAGUCUGCUGGAUCACAGUGAGGUCAUGGAGGUGGAUCUGGCAACUUUAUGGGCCAUGGAGGAAUCUUUGGAGGUGGUGGAGGUAAUGUUGGUCAUAGUGGAAACUUUGGUGGAAGAGGAAGCUAUUGUGGUGGAGGUGGUGGCAGCAGAGGUAGUUAUGGAGGUGGUGAUGGUGGAUAUAAUGGAUUUGGAGGUGAUGGUGGCAACUAUACUGGUGGCCCUGGUUAUAGUAGUAGAGGAGGCUAUGGUGGUGGUGGAACAGGCUAUGGAAACCAAGGUGGUAGAUAUGGUGGUGGUAGAGGAUAUGAUGGUUACAAUGAAGGAGGAAAUUUUGGUGGAGGUAGCUAUGGCGGUGGUGGGAACUAUAAUGACUUUGGAAAUUAUAGUGGACAACAGCAAUCAAAUUAUGGGUCCAUGAAAGGGGGCAGUUUUGGUGGAAGAAGCUCAGGCAGUCCCUAUGGUGGUGGCUAUGAAUCUGGUGAUGGAAGUGGUGGAUAUGGUGGCAGAAAGUUUAAAACAAAAGCAGAAAAGUGCUCCAGUUCUUAA